AAGUGAAGUACAGGUACCUGAAAUUUGUACUUAAGUACAGUACUUGAGUUAUAUUUACUGUCCAACACUGAUGGUAUCUAAAAUAUAACAUUCUUCUGAAAUAUACGAGAUACUUCGGCUGUGUGUAAAUGUUUGCAGUAAGUCCGGUGUCACCGUCCACCUGGACCGCCCGAGGCUGUAAAACGAGCGCAACUGCUGGUGUUGCCCUAGAAACCACCUGAGCCGUAGUUGUUUAGUCUCCAACGUUUUGACAACACUGACUGUCGGUAUGUGAAGCAACAAGUCGACACAGUGGUGCGAUAAAUUACGUUUUAAUGAGAGAAGAAGUGUACUUGUGGCGUUUGGCGUCUGUAAGUAAUUAACGUUAGUUGCUAGAAAGUCCCACCAUGGCUGGAAGUUGUGUUCAAAUUGACCCACCGUGUGUCGAGUUCAACGAUGUGACAGUCGGGCAGGUUUACAGGACCACAGUCACGGCAACAAAUGUUGGGAAAACAUCGAAGAAAAUAAUAAUUAAAAAGCCCGCGUCAAAGUUGUUCAAGUUCACCAUAUCUAGCUCAGCCAAGGCGCUGGCUCCUGGUCUGUCUGUAAGCGGUGUGCUGGAGUUCACUCCAGAGGAAGAGAAGGAGGUCAGAGAGAGCCUUCUGAUUCAUAUAGACGCUGUGGAAACCAUCAAAAUACCACUGCUGGGGUUUCCCAGGGGCUGUUCCCUCCUAAUGGACUCAGUACUAGACUUUGGCUGUGUUGCUGCUAGCAGUCAGGUGAUCAGCAAACAUCACCAUAUAACCAAUCAGGGAUCAGCACCAGGUGUGUUCCAGGUGCAAUACAACGGAGACCCCUCAGUCAGACUCUCACCCUGCGUUGGAGUUGUAGCAGCUGGCGCCACCCAGUGGCUGAAAGUGGAACUGCGUACAGACAGACCCAUACAGAUAGAUGAGAAGGCUCUGGUGAAACUCCAGAAUCGCUCUCCUGUAGUUUUCAGUAUCAGGGCUGAAGUGGUGGACCAACGCCUUGAGGUCUUUGACCGGCAGGGAGCUCCACUGUCCUGUCUGUGGUUUGGACCUGCAUACUUUGGGACGUCCCGUGUGGAGAAUGUGGUUCUGAGAAACAAUGCACCGCAGGCAUGUGACUGGGUCUGUCUGCUCCAGGAUACUGCAGCUGAGACUGAGGUGGGAACAGAUCUCCAGAAGAGCACCGGCGCUGCCCUGCUGGAAAGAAUGGAGAGGUGCAGCACAGCCACCCAAGACGUCUCUCAGGUCUUGGCGUGUGUCCCCAAACAGGGUAGACUGGGACCGUAUGACAAAACCACCGUGGCAGUACGCUUCAGCCCCAUCUGCAAGAGUACUAAUGAAGAUAAGAAGCGUGAUUACUCAACCAGCCGUCAAGACUACUGUCUUUACCUCCUGUUUGAGUCAGUGGGAAGCAGAUAUGGCUUCACUCACCAUAAAGGUAACAGUAGUGUGGAGCUGGCAGUGACAGGCUCUGGGCUGCCUGUGUCUCUGGUGCCUAGUCCCUCUCGAAGGUUUAAUUUCCUCACCUGUGAGAUGGGCCAACGUGUAGACCUGCUCUGUGUGCUGCAGAAUCUCUGCCCUCAACUUCCCAUCAAUUUCUGCUUCCGCAAGUUAGCACAUUUCACUGCUAAGCCCUCCACUGGCGUGAUCUCCCCCGGGCAAUGUCAGGAUGUAAUUUUGUCUUUCACUGCACGGCAACAAGGGAGCUUCCAGGUGUGUCAGAAGGUAGACGUCUUAGGUAAUGUUCUUCGGAGGGGUGGCAACACAGCUGAAGAUGUUACUGGACUUGAGCUUUGCAGCUUCCACACCAUCACUCUACACCUGUCUGCUGUCUGCAGAAGUGAGACCACACACCCUGUACCUAAACUAAAUCCUGGCAUCACUCCAGCAGUGACCAAUCCAACCGGAUCACAGCCUCACGUUCGGUACAGUGAACUGGCUUGCUGCCGUGUGAUGGCACGUGCUGCUGUCCUCAGCGCUGACAAAACACGAAUUCACGAACAUCGCAGCGAGAGGAGUCAGAACACAGAGGGGGAGGAGUUCCUGGCUUUUCCUAAUGACCGAGCCGCGAGCAUCAGGCCUGCCUCUCCAGAAAGACAGUACAGGACCAUCUUCACUGGUGUACACCGCUAUCACUAUUUGGACACAAACUAUGCUCUCACUGAGGAAGAAGAGGAGCAGAAACAGCAGAAUCAACAGAUUUACAUAGACUUCAUCAAACAGCUCAGACAGACUCGGCUACAGAAAAUCAAAGAGAAACCACAGGAAACAGUGGAAAACGAUGUGGAUAUUGGGAUUGUUCCCUCUCAAGGGCUUGUUCCCCCUACACUUUGCAUCAGCGACCUGGAGAGCAGUGAGAUCUCAGAGGCCAAGCCAAAUAACAGCUAUGCUCUUCUAGCAACCAAAUCCAGCCUCCCCCAAGACAGGACAUCCAUCACCCAGAAGGCCUCAGAGAUAAUGAAUGCAGUUCCCUCUACUAGACAGGAGAUGGCAGACUGCAACAGGACUCUGACAGCUCAGGAGCUCUACCAAGUUGACAUAGGUCCAUUGUUAGUGAACUUUGGCGAAGUGUGUGUGCAGUCAGUGUGUGUUCAGAAGCUGAAGCUGAUAAAUCAUCUGUCAAUGUUCGUCUGGGUGCAGCUGGAGGUUGACUGCCCUGAGCUACAAGGCUCCUCACCCCUCUCCCACGUCUUGCCACCCCACUCCCACAACACCCUACCCCUGACGUUUCAAAGCAACACGCUGGGUCACUUCUACAGACCUGUAUCCUUCUCUGUGAACCAGCAACACCCUGGUCAAAUACUGGUCCAGGCUGAGGUUGUCCCCUUGGCUCUGGAGCUUUCGACCUCUCUGCUGGUGCUCCGCCCAAACCCCACUCUGCUUGCCCAGUCAGGUUACAGGAGCUCAGUUACCCUUCGAAAUCGUCGUAACCACGCCGCAGAGUUCACAUGGAAACCAGUGGUGACAGAGAGUGGCAUCCUUUUCUCCAUUCGACCGGCUACAGGUACAGUGGAGCCAUACAGGGAGUUGGACUGUGAGGUGGUGUGGCAUCCCUCCUUCUCCUCCCCUCCAGAAGGAGACUUUGAUCUCUCAGUCCAUGAGGGCAACACACAACGCCUGCACUGUGUUGCUAAGGUUGGACUCGCUAGUGUCCAGCUGGCAGAGAAACGGGUCAUAUUUGGAUCAGUGCCUCUCAACAUGCCUUCUGUCAGAACUGCCAUCUUACACAACACUGGACAGAACCAUGCCUACUACCAGGUGCUAGAUGUUUGUCCCCUGCUAGGCAUGAUGGUGAGCCCACCUGAGGGCGUGGUGCCCAGUGGGGGGCAGGCUGCGCUCACGAUCCACUUCCACCCCGAGUCUGUCAUGAAGUUUGACACCAGAAUUGAGAUAGCUCUGAAAAGCAUGAAGUCCAUUGAGCUCAGAGUGGGAGGAUCAGUAGAGCCUCCAAAUGUAGACAUCAGUGUGUCCCAUUUCCAGUUUUACGGGGUCUAUUCUGGUUCUCAGCGAGCGAUACUGUUCGUUCUGACAAAUCACUCGUCAGCCGAAGCCUGGGUCACCCUCGACCGGUCAGAAUACACUGAAUUCUCUUUGCAGCUCCCUCAGGCCUCAGCAAAGAAGGAGCCAGGUGUGAAAUAUGUGAAGGUCCAAGGCUACCAGACAGUGGACUGUUCCCUCGUCUUCUCCCCCACACAGGUGGCCAGCUACGACUUUGACCUUGCACUGAUAGUCAACGGAAUGAGAUGGCCCACUGCUUCUCUGUCUCCCUUUCCCACUGCGUCCUUCUCUUCCACCUCCUCCUUGCUGUCAGCUGGCAGCAGGAAGCACGUCGUCAAGACUCUUCCACAGUCUGUCACAAUGGUGACACAACAGUCACAUCACAUACAGGCUACAGUGCUGUGCGCCCCACUGGAAAUGUCCCCUUCUAGCCUACAGUUCCAUGUGGAGCCUUUGGCACUACAGUCUGAUGCUAACACUAAGCAGAUAGUGGAGCUGAAAGCAGUGUGUGAAGAGAGUGUGUUUUGGCAUAAGGGAGUCAGGGAGCAUGUAAACUGGUGGUUUGACUGCAAUGCAAUAGCGGGCCCAACAGAAGACAGAAGAAUGGAGAAGCUAUGUAUGGUGGCUCCAUCAUCAGGCAGUCUGGGGCCCAGCCAGUCCAUCUGCUUGGCGGUCAGCAUCAGCCCUGAGGUUAUCAGAGCAGGUUCUAGACGAGUGACUAAACUGUCCAUCCCUCUUUAUGUGGGAAACAAGGGAGACAAGGGGAUGGCAGGAGAGGAGGAACAACAACCCUACCGAGAACUGUCCAUCACUAUUACUGUCCAGCUUUCCUGUAUCACCAUCCACCCCCCUCAAAUCCUCCUUACACCAGUACCCCUGGAAAGCAACGCAACUGCAACACUCACCCUGCUGGCCUUAGGAUACCCUAAUGGAACUAUGGUAUCAGCUGAGGUGGAUGAAGUAGAACUGGAGGAUGGGACAAAGAUACAGCCUGUUUCAGUCAUCUUUCCUGAGGGUAACAACAUCCCUGCUCAAAACCUGGAUCAGAGAUAUCCCGUUGGCAUCCAGAACCAAGAGGCCAAUGUGGCCUCUCUAAUCUGCAGUGUGUCCUUCUGCUCCACCGUCCCUCUGUCCGUCUGCACAACUAUCACCUUCACUGACCACCUCCAAAACAGGUUUAAGGUUAGGUUGUGUGCUACUGCUGAGAACUGUCUGUUGACAGUCUGGCCCUUCCUGGCCCUGCACCGCUCCGAGCAACAGAUCAUUCUCAAGACUGGGGCCACAGCUGUUGAGGCGAUCCUUCAGCCCUAUCACACACCAAGUCCUGCCUCUGGUCCGACUUCAUCUUCCUCCUCAUUGUUUGAUCGCAACAGCUCAGCAACAAACAAGAACUCAGCCUCAGACUCCUUACCAGACAGCGACAGUGUGAGCGGUCAGUCCAGCAGGGAUACAAACGUCUCUCCUAACAGAGACACCCCUACCGGUAUUGGUGUCCCAGAAUUCCCUGCUGCCAACUCAGAGGAAGGACAGUAUUACCAGAAUGUUUUAGUGGCUGUGAAGAGGUGGUUUAGCCUCUUUGGGUGGCCGAAUGGACCACACCCUAUCUCUGUACCACACACGCUCAGAAGAGUUGUGUCGAAAAUUCAAACGAGUCAUUCCAGUGGACGGACUUAUCGAGUCAGUCAAAAUAAAGACUCCAGGUCUGUAGUGGACAUGCUUCAUUACCUGACUGGCAAACAGAUUCCUGGUAUUCCUCACUGUCAGACUUUUUCCAAUGAUAUUGACCAGCGCACCAAUCAGCUGCUACAACAGCAUGAAGCCAUACUUGCUUUUCUCAGGGUGCAGGGAGCCUGCCUUUGUCACAUCAGACCAGAGUACUUGCUAGACAAGCAGGAGUUCAAACACUGGUGCUCCCUGCAGGCAAAUGAGGAAGCAUAUGGUCUGGACUACAGCAGUGUUGACUAUGAGUCUCUGAGCAAACGAUCGUGGACUGACGUGCUGCUGCAAAUAUACAAGGUGCUGGUGUUGUGUCGCGUGGCAGAGAGCGGUUUGAACUCAAGUUUGAACCACAAAAACGUUGAUGGAAUCCUCCCUGGCUUACAGCCGCUUGCCAGUAACAUCUAUUCAGUCCGAGAGCUCCAGCUGCUCUCAUGGCUCAACAUGCACUACCAGAGCUCGAGGAAGACUGCGUGGGGUACAGGUGGUGUCCCACCAGCACGCUGGAUAGUGAAUUUUGACCUGGACUUGACAGAUGGACUGGUGCUAGCUGCUCUGCUUGCUGCCUACUGCCCUUUUCUGAUCUGCAGCCACUUCGGGAGGAUGUACACCACAACUAGCACUCUGGAGCAGAUCCUUCACAACAACAUCAUAGUGGCCCAGGCCCUGACGACACUUUGUCUCAACCUAGAUGUACAGCCAACAGACUUGUCAGACCCCAAUCCAGUGCACAUGUUAAUGCUGUGUGUUCACCUGUAUGAGAGACUGCCUCAGUACCUGCCAGUGCACACCAUUACUCUCUCAGGAGGCCUGCACAACACUUUCAGCAAACAGAUUCGUCUGAAAAGCCCAACCUCCAAGCCUGUCAAAUACCAGGCCUUCCUUCUAGGAGACGAUGCCCAUCUCUUCUCCCUCCCUGGUGGACACACUGUCAUCAUUCCUCCAAAAGCGAGCACUGAACUGACCGUCCAGUUCAGCUGCUCCUUCAUGCAGCCCAUGCACGCAGUCCUUCUGCUCAUCUCCAGCUCUCCUUUUGGCCUGUACGGCACCACUCUCGCCUUCAACCUGAAGACCCACGUCAGUCACAUCACACCAACAAACACUGUCAAGUGCAAGUCUCCAUGCUACCAGCUGAAUGUAAUCCAGGUGCCUGUGACCAACCCUUUCAACAAAGAAGCUGUGUUUAGGGUGGUGCUGGUGGAGUCUCUGUUCAACCCACUGGAGCCUGAAAAGAAGAAACAUGGCCUUGUUCAGCAGGCCUCCUCCAAAACCAGUAUAGAGCAGAUGACUUCAGACACGAGCUAUAGGGAGGAGAUGGAGGAGAAGUAUGCAGAUCUCAAUGGUGAAGGCACUGAGUUCCUGAGUCCAGUAAAGAGCAUUUGUCUGAAUUCAGGCCAAGCAAACACUCUCAACAUCCACUACCUGCCCUUCUCCCCAGGCACCAAGUAUUGCUCUGUGCUGCUAGUUUGCCCUCAGGUGGGAGAUAUGGUCUAUAUGGUAAAGGCCACAGCAGGAUUACCUCUUCCUUCCCCUCUCACUGCCAAGCCCAGUGCUAACAUAGUCUCCAUCCCCAACAACUCUGACCCAGCUGUGUGUGUAGCAGUACUGAGCCUACGCUGCAGGGUGGGGCAGGUGUGUGAGGAGGUGGUGUGUCUGCCGUUGAUCAAUAUGGCCUGGGAGCAAGCUCUGGCCAUCUGGGGUCAGCACAGCAUGAGUGCCGAUGAAUAUAGCAAGCGGAUGCUGACACACACCUUGCAUAGCAGCACUGUGAGGACAACCACAGCUGCACGCAAGCUCUUUAAACAACAGGACCAACUGUUGAGAGGUGUGAACUGCAGUAAAGGGGUAGAAUACAGUGUGGAAGUGUCUUUGCCACAAUACUUUGCUUUACCCAGUACUGUUACAAUACCUGUAAAAGAAGACACCAACCUACCUUGGGAGAAUCCUGCAGUAGAUUGUGGCUGUGUGGACAUCCCAAUACGGUUCCAGGCAGACUCCGUGGGGCAAUUUACAUGUCAAGUGGUCCUGAGGUCCUGGUGUGAUACCAGGGUCUAUGUGCUAGAGUCACUGGUUACUUCACAGGACGGAUUCAUCCACUUGGACUUUAGCUCGCCUGCUCACCGGUCAGUCACUCAAGACAUACCACUGCACAAUGAGACCCACAAAGACUGGAAAAUGCAAGCUGAGGUGUGUGGUGAGGGAUUCUCCGGGCCAGAGGUUUUGUAUGUGCCAGCAGGGACAAGAGCCUGUUACCCCCUCACCUUUUACCCUUCUGCACAAUGCACUGUCAUGGGCAAGCUGUCCUUACAUAAUGACUGCAACGGCACUGAGCACAUGUUUACCCUGAGAGGAGUGGGAGAGCACCCCCUGCCCGUGGACCACGUGGUAUUACACUGCCCUGUAGGUCAAACCACACACACACAGCUAGAUGUCCCCAACUACAGCCAGAACAAAGUCACUCUCAAGGUGGAGACAGACCUGUCUGUUGUAAGUGGAGCCACCUCCCUGGAGAUUAAACCUGGUCAAAGUUCUUCUUACACUCUGGCUGUGACACCAUGGAAUCGAGGAAAACAGACAGGCUCUGUGUCAUUUGUAGAAAAUUAUGAUAUGCAAGAGGCAGACACACAAAAAGGGAAUUUACGUGGACACUACAAGGUGCAUUUUUCUCUAGAGAUCAUUUGUGAGCCAGCAGUGCCCAUCAAGGUCAUAGAUGUACAGUGUGCAGCUCAGAGCUCAGUUUCCAUAGAGAUUCCUGUCAGUAACCCACGAGGAGAGCUGAUGAUGCUGGAUGUGUACCUGGAAGGAGACGACCUGAGUGGAGCCAAAUGGAUUUCAAUUCCCCCACAGGAGAAACUCACCUACAAAGCUAUGUUCUCCCCUGGUAGAGUAGGGAAGAGGACAGGCAGUGUGGUGUUCCAGUCAGAGCUGGUGGGGGAGUUCUGGUAUCAACUGGAGCUUUAUGUUCUUCCUCCCCCAGUCAUCACUCUACCACAGGCCUGCUGUCAGCUGGGAAAGUGGAGCAGACUGACCAUUCCCCUGGUUAACCCAACAGCUGAUACUCUCGACCUAACUGUAGCCAACAGUAACCCCAGAAACUACAUACUGGAAAUGGAUUCAGUUAGUACUCUUAGAGUGGAGCCCCAUUCCUCCACUGAGCUUGGUGUCCGUUUUAGUCCUUCAUCCAUCGGAGAGGGGAACCACACGGCAAAGAUCACUUUCACAUGCCCUCAGUUGCAGGAAUGGUGUGUACUGUUAAGUGGGCGUGGACUUAAACCGGAGAGCGAGGAGCCUACAAGCAUCUCAUCCGUAAUUGGCUCCACCGCCUCCAUCACCAUUCCCUUCACAAACCCCACUGAGCUCCCAGUCAUGCUCAGUAUCACACUCACAGAUGAGGACCCGAGUGGAGCCCCCAAGUGCCAUCAAGUUGCUACAAAUAAGAAGGCCUUCUCUAUCCCUCUGAGCCAAACUGAAGGUAUACAGAUCAGUGAAGGGGCCAGUUUUGAUGUGCCUGUGGUGUUUGCAUCUAUCUCUAUGGAUCUACAACAAGCCUGGCUCUGCAUUACUAUGAAGCCCCUCAGCAGCCCGAGCAACAGCAGUACCUUCAAUACAGACAGCAUGAGGUCAGAGCAGGAAUUGUCAACCAUCUGUUGGAUUUACCCUCUCUGUGGGAUUCCCACGGAGGUGCCUGUUGAGAACUCACCACUUGGCGUGGUCUGUUGUGAAGCGGGCUGCCAGCUGGAAAGGAAGGUGGAUGUACUGCUAACGGGAUGUGUGCCGGGGACUCAAGUCCGGAAAGGACAGGAAGUUUCCCUUGGGAUGAUGGAAGACUUCCUGUGUGAGGUUCAUUUAGACAGCAAAACAGAGCACUCAGAAGUGGAGGAUUGCCUUUCUGCUUCUGUCAAGGCAGCGAGGAGGGACCCUGAGACCGGCAUUGUAACACUCACCCUUAAUCUAGUCUACACUCCCCUCAGGCCAUGCAGGGGCACGGCGAUCCUAGCUGUGCAGUGGGUGUCUGGCAGGAUCUGGGAGUUUCCCAUUACCCUCAUCGCCACUGAGCCUCAAGUGGAUGACGUCAUCCUCACUGAAGCCACUGAGUUUGGCAAGACCUCAGCUGUGGCCUUCCGUUUGACCAGCACCACCAGGAGACCAGAGCUGUUCACAGCAACGUUCCUGCCAGGCAGCAGCAGUGAGUUCAAAGUGAAUCCAGCCUCAGGGACGUUACCUCCUGUUGGUUCUACUGGAGCUCUCAUCACCGUGUCCUUCACACCCACUGUGCACGGAAAGCACAGAGCCAGACUAAACAUCCAGGCAGCAGACAUGCAGUGGACCUACGAGGUGAGAGGGAAAACCCCUCAUGACUCCCCACCCCUCUGUACCACAUCCACCAAUGGCAGCUCUUCGGCGCUGCGUCCAGCCAAUGAUCGGAUGCGAAACUUUGUGGCUCGGAACCUUCGCCUCCCGUCCCUGGCUAACUCAUCCCCUCUCAAAGUCUGCAGAUAAAGUUCUCACUCUCAAAGCAAAGGAUCGUCAUUUUUGUCCAAAUUCUUUUUUAACUUACAUAUUCAAAUUACAGCCAGGGUAUUUUUUUAUCUAGCAACAUUUACCACACAAUGUCACCUUCAGUUUAAUUAAGAGAUACCUUUAUAUUUGGACAGGCACAUUGCCACAUGGUGGUGAUGAUGAUAGGUUUGCAUAUUUGUCCCUUUUUCUCUUGAAAUGGCUCAUUAGUCGUGUUAGUGUUUCUCAUCAGCUGUGCUAAUGAGCUAUAUACAGCCAGUACAAAGAUGAGUUUUGUCUACCUCGUAGCAAGUGCAGGAAAUUUUAAGAAAAAAAGGUUGCUUGCAAGAGGAAAUUGAAACCUUUUUUUGGCCAGACAUUUUGAGUUGAUUUGAAUCAAUGUUCAUAACUCUUAUUGUAAUUAAUCUUGAAGUAAUGCUUUCAUUUUAACAACACUGUCCAAUGUCAUCAUCAUAACCCAAUACAGGUUCAAGUUCAGGAUCCUUUAUUUGUACCCCUAGGUAGAUUUGUCUUUGCAGUUGAGAAGUCAACCUCACAUUUGGAAACAAACACAGACAGCAGACACUAAACAGUAGAUAAAACAUAAUAUAAGUAUUCAAGGCUCCAGUAAAUACAAAAAAUGUUGCUUCUGCAUCACCUGUGGAACAUUUCUUUCUGUGUGAUGGCUGCUGGAACAAAGCUGUUUUCACACUGCUUUGUUCUGCACUUUGGGACUGUAAACCUUUGUCUACAAGGAAGAAGCUGAAAUUCACUGCAGACGUGGGAGUUGUCAUUUAAAAUCAAGCUAGUUAUCCGCUGUAACUGUCUGCCGUACAGGGACGCUGGAUUAAGCUGUGACUUACCAAUCAGCCUGUUAAACCAUUUAACAAUUUGGUUCAGGGAGUUUCUGUUUUUCAGGGGCAGGUUUCAAAACCAUGCCACCAAAUAUAAAGAUGAAAUCGGUUCAAUAAAUGACGAUGAAAUAAGGUCAUCAUGGUUUUA
Molecule: messenger RNA, 10721 nt
Organism: Micropterus salmoides (largemouth bass)
Lineage: Eukaryota; Metazoa; Chordata; Actinopteri; Centrarchiformes; Centrarchidae
Product: cilia- and flagella-associated protein 47-like
Exons: 67
Coding region: 387-9722 (3111 amino acids)
Molecular function (GO): protein binding
Source: RefSeq, a predicted model, not a curated record